Messenger RNA from Paramisgurnus dabryanus, 527 nucleotides. Its product is annotated as small ribosomal subunit protein eS17. Gene Ontology annotation, molecular function: structural constituent of ribosome. Lineage: Eukaryota; Metazoa; Chordata; Actinopteri; Cypriniformes; Cobitidae. Gene Ontology annotation, cellular component: ribosome. The record is from RefSeq and is a predicted model, not a curated record. Gene Ontology annotation, biological process: translation.
GGCGCCGUGACGUCUCUCUGACACUUCUUCUUCCGGUCGCUCACUUCCGCCGCUCUCUUCUACUCUCCGGAUCCAUCAUGGGACGAGUUCGGACCAAGACGGUAAAGAAAGCCGCACGGGUGAUCAUUGAGAAGUACUACACCCGCCUGGGCAAUGACUUCCACACCAACAAGCGUGUGUGCGAGGAGAUCGCCAUCAUUCCCAGCAAGAAGCUUCGCAACAAGAUCGCCGGGUAUGUGACCCAUCUGAUGAAGCGCAUCCAGAGAGGUCCGGUCAGGGGCAUCUCCAUCAAACUGCAGGAGGAGGAGAGAGAACGCAGAGAUAACUACGUCCCUGAGGUUUCGGCUCUGGACCAGGAGAUCAUCGAGGUGGACACGGACACCAAGGAGAUGCUGAAGCUUCUGGAUUUUGGCAACCUGUCCAACCUUCAGGUGACUCAACCUCCUGUCGGCAUGAACUUCAAGACCCCACGUGGAGUCUAACCAUUUGUAAUAUAUCUCUUAAUAAAACUGGGGGGAAAAUGAAAA